Messenger RNA from Drosophila sulfurigaster albostrigata, 15035 nucleotides. RefSeq lists its product as uncharacterized. The record is from RefSeq and is a predicted model, not a curated record. Gene Ontology annotation, cellular component: cell-cell junction. Gene Ontology annotation, biological process: cell-cell adhesion. The transcript has 16 exons. NCBI's taxonomy places the organism in Eukaryota, Metazoa, Arthropoda, Insecta, Diptera, Drosophilidae. Gene Ontology annotation, molecular function: cell adhesion molecule binding.
AGUUCACUUUGGGAUUUCGUGCGGGACAGUUGGCAGCUGCGGCCUACGCGAGUUUCCGAGUUCACAUAACUAGGUACCAAAAAGUGAAACAUACUUACUUACCUACUACUCUCUAUCACAUAGAGCCAACCUACCCCAACGCGUAACGCGGGUCGCCCCCAAAGAAACUCGCGAUAUUCUCCGAUACCCCCCAAAACGAAGCGAACAACAAUAAAUAAAUACAACCAACCAAGUAUAAAAAGGAAUAGAAAAUAUUGCAAAAAGAAAAGACAGUUUUGUGGCAUGUGAAACAAGUGAAGAUGCCCAAGGCGUGGCCCAAAGGAAAAGCGAAGCUGCAGCAUAUUCCAAAUCGAAGCAACAUCUUGUGGCUGCCACGCAGAGUCAUGUUGUCGUUGCAAAGCAGCCAGACAGUCACACAGCAAGCUGCCAACACUGAAUUGAAGCAAUGAACAUGACAUGUAAAAGCAGCAACAACUAUAACAACGUCGAUGAUAACAACCGGCAACAAUAACAAUACAAACAAUAACGACAAAAGUAAUUUGAAUUUGUGCGAGCAACAGGAAACAAAGCAAGCCAAAGAGACACGCAGAUAGAGAUAGAAACAAAGUGUACAAGAGAGAGAGAGAGACGGCUAGAGAAUGCAAAUUGUGUGCAUAUUUUCCAAGUGUGUGUUUGUAUCUGUAUCUGUGUGCGUGUGUGUGAGUGUUAGUGCUGUGUCCGUGUAAAUAAAUGCGAUAUAAAACGGCAACAGAAACAGCAUCAGCAACAACAUCAACAACAACAACAGCUGGAGACUCAGCAGCAGCAAAUUUCAAAAAGAAAAGAAAAGGGAAAAUACGAAGAAAAACGGCAAAAAGUGCAGUUAAGCGUGGAAAUUGCAUUAAAAAUUGAAAAAAGUAGAAGAAGUAGAACAGGAUAGUCGUGGCUAACGAGCGCUAAAAAGCAACAAAAGCAAAACAACAAAAUACACAAAAAAAAAAAAAAACAAAAAAAAAAAAAAAAUACAAAACAGCAAAACAAACUUGCAGCGCUGGGAAAGCGAGUAAAAAGUUUUGAUUGAAAAUUUUGCAUUGUGCUUUCAUUUCGCUGCCUGCAAAUACAACAAGCAACAAUAACAACAACAAUUUGUUUGCCACCAACGCCCGAUGCGGUGACUGUGUAAAUUCUUGAUUAAAAACAACAACAACAGCAAAUGCAAUAGCAAGAGCAACACAAACACAAAUCGAAAGCAGAGCGUGCAACGUUUGCAGUGCAGUGCAAAGUGAAAUUAUAGCAUGCGGCAAAAGGACAACAAAAGGACCAAGAACAACAACCAUUCCCACUGCUCUGCGCCGCGUAACAAUAACAAAAAUAAUAAUAAUAAUAAUAAAUAAUGCAAAGAAAGCACACAAAAAACUCGCCAGCAUAUUGAAUACAUGCAAAUUAUUGGCCAAAUUUCCUCGUCACAAAGCAAAUUGAACUUUACAACCGAGUGAAAAGUGUCAGCAAAAAUAAACAACAACAAAAAUAUACAAAAAAAAUACAAGUAGAACAACUGCAAAUCGUUUUAGAAAUUUCCAUUUCCAUUUUGGUUUAAUUGAUUCACCUUUUUUGUAGUGUUGUGAUGAACCUUGGAGCACGCGUCGUAUGCGUUAUUUAUAUUUUAUUACAUUUAGAACACAAAAACAGCAAAACAUAUGUAAAAUAAUAAGAAAAUUGGCAUAAAAUUUGGCAACUGGCAACAAAACGUGGCAAACUAGUUGUCUACUAACGGUAAACAUUCGUGCCGCGCAAUAAAAGUCAAGUGCGUGGCACUUAACAUCCACUUGAAGUGGCAGCAAGACAGAGCUAGCUGGGAGAUAGCAGCGUGAGCCAGAGCGAGAGUAAGUCGUUGACAAAGUAACGCAUUGCGCGAUAAGAGGCAGCAAGAAGCAGCAGCAGCCAACGACGCUCGAUAAACGACAAAAUGAGCAGCAGAAGCACAAGCAGAAGCAGGAGCAGCAUCAUGAACAACCGGAGCAGCAUCAAAGAGCUGAUAGCGCAACUAUUGCUGCUUAUCAGCCUGACAUCAGGCUUGCCGGGAAUCGAGUGUUUUCAGCGAUUUUCGGAACAACCCACAUACACUGAGGUGAACCCGCACGAGGAUGCCUUGCUCACAUGCAAAGUGAUCGAUCAGCGCGGCACGUGCUCCUGGCAAAAGGAUAACAAGCCUGUGGGCAUCUAUCCGAAGAAAUACGAAUGGGCCGCACGUCCGUUCAGCAGCAAUGGCGUCUUACAUCUCGAUCUACAUCCGCCACCGCCCAUGCAAAUCGCCGGCGACUGCUCCCUGUGGAUACGCUCGGCCACGCUGGACUUCGACGACGGCCUGUGGGAGUGUCAAGUGACUGCCAGUGAGUUUACCACACAGGAUGCGCUGACCAGUCAACCGGUGCGAUUGGUAGUACGUGUGGCGCCACAACGUCCACGUCUCGAGUAUGAGGGCGCACCGUUGCCGCCAGGACACAACAUCACGGUCGACGCCGGCGCCGUGGCGACAGUCAAAUGCGCCUCACAUUAUGGUAAUCCGCCUGCAACGCUCAGAUGGUAUUUGGGCGACCAGGAAAUCUCACCCAUACACCCCCAAGUGAAUGCCACCGAGCCGGAUAACACACGCACCUGGUCGGCUACCUCAGUGGUCCAAGUGCCCGCCAUCCGUGAGCGACAUGGCGAUACACUCCGCUGCAUUGCCUACCACGAUAACUACGAGGCCAAAUCCAUACCAGUCGAGGCGCGCAUGGAUAUCAAAUACGCUCCAACCAUUCGUCUAAUUGGCUCACCGGAAAUCGACUUGGAAGAGGAUAAGGAUGCGCUUGUGCUGCGCUGCGUGGCCGAUGCCAAUCCGCCGGCCAGCAUCGUUUGGCGACGUGCCGGACGAUCCGAGAUAGCCAGCUCGCAGGAAACACUGCAGUUGCGUCCUGUUGGACGUCGGGACGCUGGAUUGUACACCUGCCAGGCACAGAACUCGGUGGGCAUCUCGGAGCAGCUGUCAGUGCAGCUGGACGUGAAAUAUCCACCCAAAAUUGUCUCAGCCGGACCGGACCGUCUCACCACAGCGCCACUCUUCAGUCCCGCCGCCUUCGAGUGCGUCGCCGAUGGCAAUCCAAUGCCGUCUUACAAAUGGGUCCAGAGAAUAUCGCAUGGCUCAAAGUACGUGGAGCGAGGCAAUGAAGCGCGUUUGGUUAUCGAUAACGUGACGUAUGAGUAUCAGGGCGAAUACGAGUGCCGCGCCACCAGCUACAUCAAUGGUCAGGAGCGUGUUUCCAUAUCCGAUCCAGUGUCGCUGCAAGUUGUGGGUGCUCCGCAAGUGCUUCGUCUGCAUCCAUCCAUGCACACGGUGUCCGUUAAACGAGGAGAGUCCGCAAGCCUGACAAUGGUCGUCUGUGCGGAUCCGAGGCCACUGCGCGUUGCCUGGGAAUGGGGUUCAUUGCGUCUGGAGGCUGGUUCUGGCGUAGACCGCUUCCAUGCCGAGGAUAUGCUGCAGGACACUCGCGAGGAUUGCUACCUGUCCACACUGCAGAUUCAUCACACAGAUGAGCACGACUCGCGUCCCUAUUACCUCGUCGUCGAGAACGAACGAGGCACCGAUCGCCAUGCCAUUCAUUUAAUUGUGGAGGGUACGUUUGCAGAACCUUUGGAGAUGAGCUAUCUGCUGGGCGUCGCCGGCGGCUGCAUGGCUGCCAUUUUCAUCCUGAUCUGCCUCUGCAUCUAUGCAAUCAAGAGCAAGAAGUGCUGCUUCAAGGGUUCCACUGGCUAUAAAUCAUCGGAUAAGGACAGCGAAAAGGCUGAUUUGAAAUCACGCUCGGAUAGCACAAGUGGCCCCCAAGGUGAUUCAAUUUACACCACGCCCGCCGGCUUCCAUCAUCAUCAGCAGCAGCAGCAACAGCAACAACAGCAGCAGCAGCAACAUCAGCAGCAGCAACAGCAAGCAGCGGCAGCGGCCGCGUUGCAUGCCGCUUCACAACAUCCGCAACAACAGUAUCCAGGACAUGGCUCGCCGGAGGCAAUGAAGGUACGCAUGGCUGCAAUGAUAUUACAACCGCCCACUAGGGUCUAGCAGGCAGUUGAUAGCGAAAGCAACGAGCUACAACAGCAACAACAACAACAACAAGAACUACAACUACAAACACAACAUGAACAACAACACGAUAAUAGUAACAACAACAAGAACAACAAUAACAAUAAUAAUUCAAGCAUAACAACAACCACACUGACCAAUAGUAGUAAUAACAACACAAUUGAAACGACACCAGCGGACAGAAGCUCAGAUGCAGCCAGAGGCAGCAGCAACAACAGCAGCAGUAGCGACAACAAGCAGCAACAGCUUGAGAACAAUAUGAACUGCGAGCUGAAACAAAUACCUAUCAUAGGGAAACUGCUGCAGCUGAAUGUGACCAGUGAGGAGGAAGGGCAGCAACAGCAGCUGCACCACACGGGGGCAGGGGACAAUAAAUUGAGUGAAGAAGAGUCACAGCUGCUGCUGCAGAAGCUAAGCAUCAACAAUCCCUUCUAUAGAUUUCGCAAGCAGAGCAACUCCUUAAAGGAGCUGCGACGUUUGCGUCGACGCAAGCGACGCUCUCGAUCCGAGGCAGACUUGCGACCACAGCAACAACAGAAGAAUCUGUUAAAAGAACAAUUAGUACACCAACACAAUGAAGCCAAAGUUGUAGUUGUAUUAGACAGUAAGCAGUAUUUAGGCAUAAAUAAUCCUAACUCUAGACAGCAUAAAAUUAGCCUUAAGACUAGAUCCGUAAGCAGCCUACGCCGUUCACCAUCACCGACAACAGCAACACCAUCGCCAUCGCCCACGCCCGGCGACAACUCCACGGUGAUUACGAAUCCCUUCUCCAUAUUCCACGACGAUGAGAUCCUCACACUUGGGGUUAAUCCUCGCCUGCGCAGCGCCAAUAGCGCCAAUUCGGCAAUACGCGCCAAUGUGCGGCCACAGCGCAGCAGCUCACGCGGAUUGCGUCGCCUCUUCGAGUCGAGCUCGAAUUGCAGUCGCCAAGCAACGCCAGCCAAUCCACAUUAUCUCCAUGGAGUCCCUGUGCGUCGCUUUGAGCGCCAGGACUUCACCGAGGAUGCCACAACCAGCAAACCGAAGCGCACGCGCGCCAUCUUCAAGCAAUUGUCGCUGCGCAAGCUGAACAAACCGGAAGAGCCGCCAUCGAUGCCCAAGCUGAAGCUCAGCUAUCGCUAUCCGAAUCGCACACAGAGCAUUCAGAGCAUGCGUGCCGCGGGCAGCGGUGGCUACGACAUACAGCACACGGCAUACAGGCCACGCCUUGUCUCGACCACACCCAAGUCCAAUUACUUUGAGCGGUUGCAGGCGAAAACGCGGCAAGGCAUACAAAAGAUACGCGAGAAGUGCCGCAACUUCAAGGCGCAACAGAGCGAUGCCAGCAGCAGCGGCGGCGGUAGCGAAUUCAGCGGCUUCCACACUUUAGCCAAAGAUGAAAGUUUCCGCUUUAUCAGCGAUCGCGCGCACAUCUCCAACUACGAAUCACGAUGCGCUGCGGCGCAUGCCGCUGGCAAGCAAGCGACCAUCUACAAGAGCUACAAGUCCGAGAUAGAUCUGAGCAAGAAUCUGCACUAUCUGGAGCAUUAUCUCGAGCAGAACUUCGAGCAGCAGCUCAGCAGCAGUAAACAGUCGGCGCACUCCGUGGGUCGCAUUAGCGGGGCACAACGUCGUGCUCUCGCCGCACAGCGAGCGCUGCCAGAGGCAUCUGAAACGAGAGCGAAUCGACGCCAUAAGCGAAGUCAAUCGCAGGCAGCAAGCAGCAAUUACGAGAAUCUGGGCACAUUGCCCAUUUCAGCGCGUGCGGGACGUGGACAGCAGUCGGAGGACUCGAUGAGCAGCUCCGAUUACGCUUCAGUGUUCAGCGGUCCAACAGCUCAGCAACCGCGGAGCGUGGAGCAGGAAGAGCAGCAGCGGGAGCGAGAGCAGCAACAGCAGCAGCAGCAAUUGGAGCAGGAGAGGGAAAGAGAGCGAAGCGAAGCUGUGCUUAAAUUGCGCUACGAGCAUCCCGACAAAGUGUGUGAGUACUACUUUGAUAAUCUGACCAACUAUGCGCUGGGCCUUGAGGAGAGCGAGGAUUUGCUGUUAGCCGAAAGCGCCAAAUCAGCGCGUUUCUUUUACGACGACGAUGACGACGACGAUGAUGAUGAUGAGGUUGUAGAUGUAGCUGUGCCUGACGAACUGGAUGAGGAGAGUGUCAGGCAGCUGGCAACGUCUAACGAGUCGGAUUAUAUGGCUCGCGAUAUACGCAUUCGCAUCAAUAUGAAUGAGUGCGAUGAAGAAGAAGACGACGACGACGACGACGGCGAAGCUGCUGAUUGGCAGCAUCGCAAACUGCAACAGGAAAGGAAAAGGGAAAGACAGCUCAAUCCUGCAGCCAGGACAUCGUAUAAUGAGAAUCUCGCCGAGAGCACAUUCUAUCAAUCGCUCAAUCAGCAUUUACAGCGACAGGCGAUUGCAACUGACGGGCAGCAACAGCAACGAGCAAUCGAUAGGUUGGACAAGUCGUCGUUGGAGGCGCCUCUGGGUGGCGAGAGCUACUUGGCGCACUUUCAACGUAGUCGCAGCCGCAGCGAUUUCGACCGCGUGCCGUUGCGACACAACGAGGCAGAGGCCAUGGAGCAACUGUACGCCCGCGGCGAGUACUAUGGCUUUGGCGGUGGCAGCGGCGGUGGCGGUGGCGAGGUGCCCACCGAGGUGGUGUAUGCCACAAAGCAACGACGCGCCGACCUCAUGGAGGCGCACUAUGCGCGCAGUCAUCAGCAGCAGGGAGCAAGUGGCAGCAGUAGCAGCAACAGCGGCAAGCGCUAUUUUAUGGCCGGCGGCAGUGAGGCAGACAGUUACAAACGCAGCCAUGCGCUGCGCACAGCUGCAACAUCAGCAUCAGCAACUGCAACAGCAAUGGCUAACGAUGUUGGUGGCUUGCCAGGCACUGAUGCGCUCUAUGCCACCAGCAGCAAACAGUUGCAACAGCAGCAACAGCAACAGCUGCAUAAAACUGAGCCAGCAUCAACGACGACAGCAGUUGCAGCUGCAACAACGCCCUCGGCGGCGACAGCGACAGCGACAACGAUGCUGUCAGCUGGAAAUGCAAACACCAAUACGAGUGCAAAUAAUCGCUAUAUGCUCGAGAAUUUGCGAAAAUACUACGCAAAUCAGCAACAGCAUCCGCCCGCGCACUCAGUCAACUCAUCCUCGCUGUCCAAUUCAUCAUCAUCGAACUCGUCCAUGUCGCAGCACCAACAGCAGAAGCUGCUUCUGCCCACCGCAUCGCAUAUCUCGAAACAGCAACAGCAUUUGCAACAGCAACUGCAGCAGCAGGCGGCCGUUGCACGUCGCAACUCGAGCACCUCGAAUGCCUCCUCGACAGCCGACAAUUUUGACACCUUCAUCGCGCUGCGCAAUGCGACAGGUGCAAGUGCAGUUGCAGUUGCAGCUGCAACGACACCCUCCACAGAUUACAUGGCCAAGCGACGCAGUCAGCAGCAGCAACAGCAGCAGCCGCUGGCGCCGUCGGCUGGUGCUCCGCUAAUCUCGGCACUCAACUAUUACGGCGCAACGCCAACAACAGCGCCCAACAUCAGCAAUGGCAGCAACAGCAGCAGCGGCGGCAGCAAUGGCAAUGCCAACAGUAUUCUCACCUACAAUGGCAAAUUAUCGGCCACCGCAAUGUUGUCGCAAGUCAAUUUGGGACGAUCUGCUGCAGCAUUGCAGCAGCAACAUACAACACCAGCAGCAGCAACAGCAGCAUCCACAUCCGCAUCCGUUGGUGCAGGCUUUGUCAGUGAACACGAGUCCUUCAUUCUGGAAUAUGAGUGUUAGCGACCGAUUAAAUUACUAUCGAUCGUGUGGCAUGCCUCCCAGCUGCCACACCUGUCCAUCGAAUGCGAAUUGCUGCGAAAUAUUUCGCUUGCAUUCUAUCAGUGUCUGUGUCUGUAUCUGCCUCUCGUUGCAUGUUUAUCCAUGCAACAAUUCGGGUUUCGUUUGCCCAAAUUACAAUUACAAAUUGUUAACGCUGCUGAUUGGAUUAACGUUGUCCUGCCUCCUCCAUCAGCGCUCUCCCAAUUGACCCACUCGAAUGCUGUGUACAAAUGUUUGACAAUGCUUUCAAUUCGCAUAGAAACUCGGCAUUCUGUUGCUGGCAAAUUGCUUUUAUCAUUAUGUGCUAUAUGAGCUCAACGCAGGAUUUGACACGAGUUUUGGGAAUGCAAUUGAAACUGCAACUGUGUGAGAGUUUAAACAGUUCAUUAGUUAAAGCAAUUGCACCGAGAGAAAUACUACUUUCUAUAACUAUUCUGUAAUAUAAGCUAUAUUAAAGUCAUUCUCCAGCUGAUGGAUUCUUUUUUGAAACUAAAAUCAUAAAUAAAUUUGGAGAAGAUGCUUUUUUGCCAAGACAACGACCAUUUGAAUCCACAUUUUGGAUACUCAUCUGAACAGACUUUGCUCACUGAAAAAUCAAGCAUUUUAAGAGCUAUUUCAAAACGAUCAAUUAACUACUCAAAACUGAGCAUUUACUAUGAGAAAAAAGACAAACAUUUGUUACAAUAUAAAUAACUCUAACUAAUUAAUAACUAUUGCAUAUAUUCAAACUAAGAUUCGGCGUGAGAAUAAGAAAGGCGCCGAACUAACGAACUAUCCACUGCUGUAAAUGUUAGCUGUAUGUAAAUGAGCCUCAUGCUUAUGUAUGUAUAUGUAUUAAAUAUGAAACGUAAUCAUCAUGUAUACUCGUAGUAUAUGUAUGUAUAGUUAGGUAUACCACAUUAUCGUAAACUACUGACAAUAAAAACAAUUCAAUUAGCAUUGAUGAAAAGUCUUACAAAUUGUAAUGUUAAAUUAAAUUAAUUAGCCAAGUUAAUAGCAAAUACACAAAAACACACACAGAGAAUCACAAUUACAGAGUAAAUCAAAUGUAUAUUCUCGUUGAGAGCAAAACCAUAACGUAUAUAGUACAUAAUCCCCUCUCUACUCGUCUACUUGUAAGAUACUCAAAUUAUGUAAAAUUAAUUAUUCCUUCAUUACACAUUUAUCAAAUUUUCCUGCUAAUCGUUGAAAGAAGAAAACUCUUGACAUACAUAUUUACAUACAAACAUAAAUGUACACUUAAGAUUGUGCGAGUAUUCUGUGAGUUAAGUUCAAGUUGAAUCCCACUCAAAGUUACAGAAAUUAUUAUACGUAAACGUUGAAAUAAUACCACUAAGCGGAAGUUAGACUAUGCCAAAUAAAUGAAAGUCACAAAUGUAUCCCCCAUUGCAAAGCUAUUAAGUUAAAUUAAAUAGUAAACAUUACGAUACAGCAAAAAAGCAGCUUAAUAAAAAAAUACGAAAUACGAAAGGACAAUUUGAGCUUCCAGUUGACAUAAAGGAAAUUAAACUACGACUAGUAAAAUUUACAACAAACUGCGGCGAACGUAAUGACAAAGCGCAUAAAAUAUGAAAAUCUGUAAUUAAGCUGAAAGCAAGUAAUGAAAAAAAAGAAAUGAAACAAGCAAAAACAAAAAAAAAAAAAAACGAAUACAAUAACAACGAGAUAUCCAGGCGCCAACAACGUAUUAAAUUUAUUUAUUAAUGCCACAGCAAAUGCGGGUCAAAAAAGGAUAUAUUGUGGCGAUGGCGAGAGGCGCCACGGCGUAUACUUAUUGUACGACUUCAAUAAACUGUGUGUGUUUAAUUUUAAGUAUCACUGUAAAUACAACUACAACUACAACAACUAAUUGUAAUAAACAAACGACAAAAGCAACGAGCGACAAGCGCUGAGCGACGAGCGACGACUUUCAACUGUCGACUGACUCAUUAAUUUCUCAUUUAUUGCCAACAUAUGCGGCGUAUGCGCGAUAUUUUCAAUCAUAAACCCCAAAAUGCAUUUGCAACACGCGACUGCAUAUAAAUAUUUUCAUAGCCUCGACUUGCAAACUGUAAAAAUGAUUGCCAUGUAAUUCCCUCUUUCCAUUCCCCUCUCUCCUGUCACUUCCUCCUCUGAAAGCCCUCUCGUCGUCCCUCUUCAUUGCAAUUAUCUGUGUGCGCGCAAUUUAUCUCAUUUGCGGCUGAGUUAUUUCCAACUGCAGCAAAUAACACAGGGAGUCUUUUACCCCAUCCAACUCAUUGAACCCCUUCGCAGGCAGGUUGCCCCGUUUCCAUUUGUGCCGAGGUAUUCCUUGCGAUACCCUGUAAAUGUGCAGAUUGGGAAUGCCAAACGCUUAACGGGGAAAGGCGUUUAUAAAUUAUAUUUUCAAGGCAACUUUUUGCCUUCAAGCAUGCACAGGGUAUCUGCUAGUCUAUCACUGCCAGACAUAGUAUUUUUUCAUCAUUUGUUGCACAUUGCAGCAGCGGCAGCAGCAGUAGCAGCCGCAUGUAGCUGUUAUUGUGGGCCAGCCGAACACACUUUUCCGCUUAAUUUACUGGCUGGCAGCUGUUGGCUUUGCGCGGCAACCAAUGUUGUUGUCGCCGGGACGAAAGAAGAAAGAAAGACCAUGGUUGACAACAGCAAUUGCUGCAUAAUGCAUAUGGGGCAGGUCCUGCCUAUCAACGUGCUGUAGCUGCAACAGCAACAGCAACGACGACAACAAUAAUUCAUGGCUCGCUUUAUGGCUGACCAUCAACUUAUCGGCAGUUUGUAGCUGCAACGUUUCAACACGAUGCAAUGCAACGCGCAACGUAUCGCAACUCUGUGUGGCACAUAAAUUAAUGAAAGUCAAAUUAAAAUUCCUUUGAUGGCGGUCUUGAGGUCUCGACGUUAUCAACUGCAGUCGCUUGUUGCAACACACAUACACAAACAAAAACAUAAACCAAUUAAUCUUUUUAUCAGAGAUAAAUAUGUGAUUUAUACAGCUUGAGAUUUGAAUUUGAUUUGUUUAAAUAAGUGAGCAGAAAUUGAGAAUGGGGCACGACAACGACAGCAAACCAAAAGACUAAAGACCUAAGAUUCUUAAAAACAGCCACACAUACAUAUAUACACUAGACACACACAUCUACACCUAUACACUACACACACACACACACACACACACAUCUGCUAAUACUGUGCCGUGACUUAACAGAAAUUGAACUUAUAUCGUAUAUAAUAUUUCUUAUGUGAAGUGAAGGCGAUGCUCCAUAUUUUUCCCCCCAUUUUCUAUGCCUAAGCCUAUGUUUCGUGUUUACAUUUGUUUUAAGUACUCUUAUUGCAACAACUACAACAAAAUAACUACAACUACAACAGCAACUAUAACAACCAUAACAGGCAACCAAAAAGCGCAGCUUUAGCUGCACACAAUUCAAUUAAGUAAUCGUAUUGAUACUUAGUAUUCUUACUUUAGGAUAUAUCUUGAUGCAUUCGUCUCUCUCUCUAUCUCUCUCUUUAUAUUAUAUAUAUUUCUCUAUUAUUUAAUGUGCUAAUGUUAAUUUUAGUUUAUGUUAAUGUUACUCAUACUUAUACUUAAACUUAAACUUAUACUUAUAUGAUUAUAUUUUUCAUAUUAGUUUUUCGAUUUCGUCGAGAUUCCAGUUGAUAACAGACACAAUCACAUACACAUCCUGAAAAAAAGAUAUAUUGAUAAUGAAAACCAUGUAAAACAUUUAGAAAUCAAAGCAAGUAACCAACCAGUUAAACCGCAUUCAAGAAACCCAAAAACUUUACACUAUCAAGAAUGUAAUUCUUGUUUUUCGUAUUCUAACUUUCGUCUGUAUGUAUGUAUGUGCUCCAUGACAUUUUGUGCAUUCUUUUAAUUCAAAUUUAUUUCUGUUUCCGUUUCUGUUACUGUUACUGUUUGUUUGUGUUGUGUUGUGUUUCAUUUGACACAUUCUUUUUGCAAUAACAUUCAUUUAUUUCUGUGUGUAAUAAGCAACCGAAACAAACAAAAUCACUAUUUACCACCUCUCCCCGAGAACCUCGAGAAAUUCCUUUCGCAUUUUUGCCUGCUUUGCACGCGAUUUGAGCGCGUGUCGUGCGCGUUUUUAACAGCGUCUAUUACGCUAUCAGUUUUGUACAACAUGCAACUUGCAACAUGCGACUUGUUUGCCGCUUGCUUAACUAUCAACAACUCUUACUUUUCCAUUGUAUUUAUUUUUUAUGUUUAUACAUUUUACUCCUUUUUUGCUGUCUCUACGUUGAGGCAUGUUUUACGAUCUCUAGUCUUGGCGACAGGCAACUUUCACAUAAACAAAAAUAUAAAAAGAAAGUGUAAAAAGCAACAUGAACUGUUAACCGCAAGCAUUUACUUUUUCUACCUAAACAUUUGCCACAUUUAUUUAAAGUUUCCCCCAAAGAAAAAUGUUGUGCGUCCGAAUUUGUAACUUUUUUGUUUUAUUUUCAUAAAGCUCCACAACACACUCCUUCUACACUCGCACACACUCACGUAUGUAUGUAACUAAAUCUAGUGCCUACUUAAAAUUCGGUAUAUGCCGCCAAGAAUUUCCCCCUUUUUCAGUUUUUAUGAUUGCCGUCCCCCAAAAGUAUUUUCCACAGCAUUCUAAAACUGAGGGACAUCAAGAGUUGUGUGUGUAUGUGUGUGUGUGUGUGUGUAUUGCCCUCUGCUUGCAUUCUACAACUUGUUUACACUAUGUUUAAAUAUUUAUAUUUGUUUGUUUAUUUCAUACAUUUUGUUGAUGUUUUCCUCCUCCGGCUCAUGCAGCAUGUCGUGUCAUGUACAUCAUGUGUGUGAUGAGUAUGUGCGUGUGUAUAUGUAUGUGAUUUCAUUUCAUUCCAUACAAGUGUAGAAUAUUCGUAUUUUUAUUUUUGCCGUGAUUGUAAUUUGUCUGUUUGGGCAAGCGCAACGGAUUUUGUGCAUUCAAUUAACCCCAGCAAUGAAUUGUUAUUAAUCCUUGGAGGAUAACAGCAUUGCUUACAAUUUGUUUUCGUCUGUGUUUUCCGUUCUUGUUUGCGUUUGUGCCUUUAAAAACCAACAAGUCUCAUAAAUAAACGCCACGUCAGCCAACUCGAGACACGCACCACAAACUUUAUCAGUGCAUAAAUCACAAAACUUCAAGUUCUGGCCACGCCUCGACCAAGACAAACCAAGGCAGUGGCAAUGGCAAAAGCAAAGGCAAAAGAGUCGCUUUUUCAUUUCUUGGCCAAUUUGUUAAACGCAGAAAUCAACAAAAGCAUUUUAUUGCAUCAUUACACAAUUUGCAGCAAACAAUGCCACGAUGUUGCAAGCAGGCACGGUUUGCAACUUGCCACUUGCCAGCUGCCAGUUGCCACUUGCCAUUCCAUUCAGAAAUUUAUGCCCAACUUUCGACACUUGUUGGCAGUUGUUGGUCUUGAAGAAUGCUAGAAAAAUGCAGGAGCUAUUGCCGCAUACUUGAUGCAACUUGAGCUACAUUUUGUUGUACAUCUUGUCUGCUAAUCGCAUAAUCCAAUUAAUUGUACGAGUUGUGAAAGUUGUUGGCCAAACUCAACUUUGGCUUAAUGCCGCGUCUUAUGGCAUAAACUCGAGCAGCAGUCAACAGCAGCAUUUUCGCAGGUAUUUUCUUGCAUAUUAUGGCCAGCACAUAUGCACACUCACACACACCCACACGCAUGCCCACGACUCACACACACAAGCAUUGGCACACUCACCCAAAAACACCCACACACACACACACUCAAAUUAGCAAAUUGCAAAAGAGCACUUGAAAGAUAACUGCGAGUUUUCACUUUCACUUUCCCAAAGUUGUAUUAACUUCUUCGAUUGGCACAUUUCAUUUAACGUUUAAUUGCCUUAUGCAAUGUAUUAAAAAAAAAGAACAACAACAAAAAACAUUCUCAUUUCAUGCGCUGUCAACUCGGUAACAGUGCAUUAAUUAUAAUUCUUAAUUACAACCAAUUAAAGCCGGGUUCAGAUAUUGCAUUAAAAUCGAAAAGUAUGAACUGAAAACUUCCACCCAGAUGCCAACCCGCAGCUUCAACCGCAAACGCGAAGUGCAAACAAAUCAAACGCAAUGCAAACAUUAAAAAAACGAAAGCACAGAAACAACAACAAAUUGCAACAAAUAUACAUAUCUACUGAAUGCAUAUAGAGUGCAAUUAUUAUAAUUUCAUUUUUUGCUGUCAGCCAUAAAAAUUGGUUUCCUUUUCUCCAGUAAGUGCAGAAUGUUAUUUAAAGCGAAUGAAUAUUUUCACACAACUCAAUAAAUUUAAGUGCAAAAAAUACACUUAUUAACAAAGAUGGUCAAUAGCUCGAUAAUUAUCAGAUUAAAUAUUCUUGACCACGAAAAUAUGUUGAUUCUAAAAAGUUGUAUUCAAUGAUUUCGUUACACAUUAAACGUAUUUUUUUUAACUUUCUCUUGUUAAUGAGUGUAAUUGCAAAAAUGAAAAAAAAAAUCACAGUAAUGACAAUUUCAGUGUGUUGCAUCAUCGAUAAACACAACACAACCAGGCACGUUGAAAUGAAUAUUUUACUUUUUUUUGUUUUGUGUGUAUUUUUCCAACACUCUUAAUUUCGUUUUUGGCGCUCAACGUAGGUAAACACAAACCUGUUUGCAUCCUUGCAAUGAUAUUGUAUGAAACGCAAUGAAUUUUUCCUCGAAUUAUGCAUAAAUUUUCAAAAGUUUUGUUUCGGUUGAAGUACAUUUUAUGUUUGUUAUGUGUCGCUCUGCGUGGUUAAUUGUUUUGAUUUACAUGUGUUAAUUAUAAGUAAUUGAAGACGACAACCUUAUCUGCAUACAUUUAUACCAAUUUAAUCGAUGUUUUAAUUUAAUGAUUGAGCCUACAUUUACAUAUAUAAUAUACCUUUUAGUUUAAAGUAAAGAUAUAUGAGACAGCGUGUUUGCAGACCCCAAUUAAAAUUGAAAUUACAAAGCCUGGCGGCCAAUCUGGCACGAAAAAUUGUAAUGAUUAAUCACAAUGAUGAUGAUGAUGAUGAUGAUAUGGAUGGUGAUGACGUUUUGAAUCUCAAGUAAAAUGCAAUGUAAAUGUGUGCACUUUGUAUUUAAUUUAUAUUAUUAAGUGUAUAAAAUAAAAUUAUUAAUAUGCCUUUAUUUAUUUGCAACUGAAUCGCCUAAAGCAACUCAAUAAUUUGAAAUUAAAUAAAACUUAUUCAUUUUAUGUA